Messenger RNA from Spodoptera littoralis (African cotton leafworm), 5499 nucleotides. The record is from the annotation of a GenBank genome assembly. NCBI's taxonomy places the organism in Eukaryota, Metazoa, Arthropoda, Insecta, Lepidoptera, Noctuidae.
AUGGAGACGAGAUGGAGAUGGGUGUUCAUUUGGACGGCUCUUUGUUUUACUUCAGGCUCCACAAACAUGCUGCCAGUGUUCACACAGGACAUGAACAAUCUCGCGCUAUCAGAGAGCACACCAGUCGGGACAAUAGUUUAUAAGCUGCAAGGAUCUGACCCAGAAGGGUUACCGAUAAAAUACAGUUUAGUAGGCACGGACAAGUUUUCAGUGAACGCAGAAACUGGUGACGUCACGCUAGACCGACCACUUGAUAGAGAGGUGGAAGAUACGAUUAAAUUCCUAGUUUCCAUAGAAGAUGAGGACCCCGCCAAGGUGCAGAACUUGGUGCAGUCGCAGCCGGUCACUGUCAUCGUGCUGGACGAGAAUGACAACCCACCUAUGUUUAAAAAUAGUCCAUACGAAGUGAACGUGCCAGAAGACGAGGAGGUUGGUAAGACUCUCCUGAAUAAUAUCCUCGUGGAAGACAGGGAUUCCGUGGGUGAUAACCUGGAAGUAGGCUGUGUGCCUAAUGAACAGUGGCCUGAAGCCUGUGAGACCUUCGAGGUGGUGACCCUGAACUCCUCAGCGCACCAGUACACUGGGGCGCUGGUACUGAGGAAACCGCUCAACUACAACGAGAGGCAGUUUUACCAGUACCAGUUGUAUGCUAAUGACGGCAGCCUAAACUCGACAGCUCACGUGGAGAUCAAAGUAGUGGAUGUCCAGAACUCUCCGCCCGUGUUCAGCGGCGCGCUCAGUGGGGCGCUCGCUGAGGACGCGCCCGUCGGCACCCUGGCGCUCACUGUCAAGGCCAGGGAUGCUGAUAGGGCUCAGCCCAGGAAUGUCGUGCUCGAGUUAGUGACAAAUCCGUUGGAUUUCUUUUUACUGGACAGAAAUACGGGAGAAUUGAGGACAGCUAAGCCUCUGGACAGAGAGGCACUAGCAGAUCCUUCAUCGCCACUCAAUCUUACCGUGAGAGCAACAGAACUAGUAAAUGGUGUCCCAGUAAUAUCAGACCUGACCUCAACCCUGGCGACGGUUACAAUAACAAUAAAGGACGUGAAUGAUGAGCCGCCUCGCUUCAACCGCCGCGAGUACUCCGUGGAGAUACCGGAGUCCUUGCCCGUGGGGACACCACUGCCGAACCUGGACAUGGUGGUCACUGAUACCGAUGUGGGUCUGAACUCCGUAUUUACUCUACGCCUAUCAGACGAGAUGGGAGCCUUCAUAGUGGAACCAGCCACUGCCACUGGGAGUGCCUCAGUCACCUUGAGGUUAAACUCUAGUCUAGAUUACGAAGAUCCUAAUCAGAGGAAAUUUAUUUUGGAGGUGAUAGCAGAAGAGCUACACACGUCUCCCCGCCUGUCCUCGAAGGCGAGUGUGACAGUGUCGCUCACCGACGUGAACGACAACGCGCCGCAGUUCGCCGAGGAGCCAUACUCCGCCACACUCGCUGAGGCGGCGCCGCCGGGGACCAGGGUCGGGGCCAUACGGGCGACUGACAGAGAUACUGGCAGAUUCGGCACAGAAGGCAUAGUAUACCAGUUGUCGGGCAACGGCGCGGAGUUGUUCCGCGUGGACAACAGGAGCGGAGUCAUCUCGGUGGCGGCCUGCGACUCGCCCGGCCUGGCGCCCUGUCUGGACUUCGAGACCAGGAAGGAUUACUUCUUGCAGUACAAGGCUACAGACGAUGACGGCGCGGGUCAGAACACGGUGGUCUCCCUGCAGAUCUCGCUGACGGACUCCAACGACAACCCGCCCGUGUUCCACACUCCCGUAUAUAAAGCAUCUAUUGAUGAAGAUGCUGUCAAGUUUGAGCCGGAACUACAGGUUCAAGCCCGCGACGUGGACGUAUCGUCCGACAUCCGCUACUCGAUCAUCGACCCGCCGACCCACCCGUUCUGGAUAGACCCCAUCAACGGCAAGAUAUCCGUCCGACCUGACACUGGCGGGGUCACUCCGCCUGAAGAUAGCAACAAGAUCUUCUUGACUGUGCUGGCCACAGACGGUAUCCACAACGCUACUUGUAAGGUGGAGAUCACAGUCCGCGACGUUAACAACCACGCUCCCGUCUUUGAUACCGACAAGUAUGAUGCUGACAUAUCCGAAGAUGCACCGAUAGGUACGGAAGUAGCAGCAGUUCGCGCUACAGACCUGGACAGCGGCAUGAACUCGGAGCUGAAGUACUGGAUACAGAAGGGAGCGCUCGACUCCUUCGCCAUACACAACGACACUGGAGUCGUCACUGUUUCCUCCAAACUCGACUAUGAUAAGAGGAAUACUUAUAGAAUACAAAUUGUUGCUACUGAUUUGGGUAUACCAAGUCUAACAGGCACGACAGAGCUGACAGUCCACGUCAUCAACGUGAACGACAAGAAGCCAUACUUCACGCCGCCCAUACAACGCGCCGAGGUGUCAGCAGACGUGGAGCUCGGCGUCAUUGUACACAACCUCAUAGCUGUGGACCCGGACAUCAUGGACAAUGGGUCGCUGGUGUAUGAGAUGGGAGAGAAAGUUAUUAGGGCUGUUGAUAAGAAUGGGAAGGAGGUAUCAGACGAAGGUAUCUUCGGCACGUGGUUCACGGUGCAGUCCAACGGGUCCGUGGCAGUGUCGCAGCGCCUCGACAGGAGCAGGGCGGCCGUGCUCACGCUGCCCGUGGCCGUUACUGACGCCUCCGCGCCCACGCUGCAACGAGCUGAUGGCGAGCUAAUAAUAACAAUAGUGGACGUGAACCGUCACGCGCCCGUGUUCUCGCAGCCCUCCUACCUCGACAACAUCCUGGAGGAGCAGCCCCUGGGGACUGUCCUCAACACAUACACCGCUAGUGACAAGGAGACUCCUAUACAGGCCAUUGCGAUACAGCCACCUAAUCCAUACUUCGUUAUUGACAAUGUUACUGGAAUAGUAAAAGUGGCUCAACGAAUAGACUACGAGAAAGUUCACAGUAUUAACUUUACGCUAGUCGCCUACGACGGGGGAGUGCCACAACUCAGCACCGCGGCAGGAGUCAUGGUGCAGGUGCUGAACGCUAAUGACGAGGAGCCAGUAUUCGCGUCCAGUGCGUACGACGGGGUCGUGGCGGAGCAUGCCGAGGCCGGAACCAGUGUGCUCAUUGUAAAUGCUGUCGAUAAGGAUGAAGGUGAAUUUGGCGAAGUGACCUACAGUCUAUCAGGCGACUCUGCAAACCAGUUCACCAUAGACCCUAACACCGGCAUCAUCACGGUGGCAGAGGGCGCUGUGAUCGACAGAGAGGUUGCAGGGGAUAUUUACUUCAGAGCCAUCGCCAGUGAUAAUGCGCCUGCACAUAUUAGAAGGACUACCAGUGUGCCGGUGCACAUAAAAGUCCAGGACAUAAACGACAACUCUCCAGUGUUUAGUCAGAAAGUGUACAAGAGUACCAUCGCCGAGAACUUGCAGCUCAACCCUCCGGCCGCCAUACUGCAGGUGCUAGCUGAAGAUAAGGACGAGGGGGUCAACGGGAAGAUCGAGUAUAAGAUCAUUGAACAGAGUGAAGCUGGAGUAUUCACAGUGGACCCGUCGAGUGGUAUAAUAUACCCAGCGCGGCCAGUGCUGGGCAACGCGAGCUACCAGCUGUGGGUGGCGGCGCGCGACGGGGGCGGCGCCGGCCCGCACGCGGACACCGCGCGCGUCGACAUCUACGUGCUCAGCGUCAACAGGCACAGCCCCGUCUUUGUACAGCCGCCCGCUGACGUCCGCCACUUGGACAUACCUGAGAACGCAGCUCAGUCAGACUACUUAAUCACCACAAUAAAGGCGACGGACGAGGACAGUGGGGAGAAUGGCCGUGUCUCCUACUACCUGAAGGUGGACAACCAGAAUGUUGGCGAGACGCAGGAGUUCAGCCUGGACCCUGAUACUGGAGAGUUGAGAACCAAGACCUUCCUGGAUAGAGAGCAUAAAGCUGAAUAUCAGCUGGUAAUAGCAGCAGUGGACAACGGUACACCAGCCCAGUUCGAGAGCCUUCGACUCCUUACGGUAGUACUAGUGGAUGACAAUGACAACGCGCCGCGGUUCCCGUCACCAGUCCACCAGUUCACCAUCAAGGAGAACCUGGUGCCAGGAGUUAUUAUUGGUACAGUAAAAGCAACAGACAAGGAUUCUGGGGAGAACGGCAAGGUAUACUACCACGUGCUGGAGGGGAACCAGGAGGGAGCCUUCACCGUCGACAGGACACAGGGAGUCAUCCGGGCUAAUAUCAGCUUCGACAGAGAGAAGCAGUCAGAAUACUCAUUCACGCUCUACGCAAGCAAUAACCCGAUACUAGAGCAUGCGGCGGCCAUCUUGAAUUCCGUGGACAACAACACUGACGGCCAGGACCCCAGCGUUACAGUCGUGAAGGUGCGGGUGCUGGAUGAAAAUGAUAAUGAGCCCAAGUUCCAGCACAAGAUUUAUUAUGCAGGUAUAAAACACACAGCGCGAGUAAACGAGCCAGUAAUCUCAGUGGUGGCUGAGGACCCUGAUUUGGACGAGAAUGGUACCCUGGUGUACAUGGUGGCAGCUUCCAAUCUGUACAAGUUUGGAGCCUCGCAGUCCAGUGGCAGUGUCGUCCCGUCGCCGUUUAAUAUUAGUCAAGAUGGUAUCUUGAUGACGGCGCACUACAUGGCGGAGUACAACCAGGACCGGUUCGUGCUGGACAUCAUCGCGCAGGAACUCGCUCCGCCACACAGACAGGCCAAGGCACAAGUCUACGUAUGGAUAAUAGACCGCAGCUCCCUGAUCCGCAUGGUGGUGUCCCGCAGCUGCAGCGCGGCGGUGGGCGGCGUGUGGCGCCGGCUGGCGGCGGCCGGCGCCGCGCGCCUGGUGCCGGGCCGCCGCCUGCCGCUCGUGCAGGCCGACACCCGGUACGACGACUGGUGUGAAAUCCACUUACACGCAGUAGACCCGAACACAUACCAAGUGCUGCCCGUGGAGAAGGUGCUGGAGACCAUCGACUCCAAGUACGACCAGCUGAAGGACGUCUACCAGGAGUACGGGGUGGAGACACUUAUUGCAGCCAGUGCUACUUCUAAAGCUCCAGACAGCUUCGACCCAGCCCUAGCAGCCCUGAUAGCACUCCUCAUCGUACUGUUUACUGGCAUCGUCACCUUUAUCGUUGUCUGCGCAUGUCUUAAACAUUGGGUCAUACCACCGCCGUCCCUACAAUCCAGUAAAGGAGACAGUUUAGCCAGACGCCGUAUACUAGAGGAACUGUCAACGACAGAGAACCCAUUGUGGCUGGAGACCAAACUCCGGCCCUAUGAAGAACAGGAGCUCACCAUGAAUGUAUUCGGAGACUUGAAUGAACAACCGGCAGCUGAACCCGCACCGACGGACAACACUUACGCUACGAUACAAGGCAGUCGGACGACGGAGAGGUUUGGUGACUACGCCACGCUGGGCGGCGACUCACCCACGCCGCUAGAAGCUGCCUUGGGUUUCCAGGGCAGCACAUUCAAACCGCCUUCACCAGACACGCCGGAACCUCCACCCAGACCUUCAGGGUUAGGAGUACUCUGA